Lecanosticta acicola is the source of this 2700-nucleotide messenger RNA. NCBI's taxonomy places the organism in Eukaryota, Fungi, Ascomycota, Dothideomycetes, Mycosphaerellales, Mycosphaerellaceae. The record is from the annotation of a GenBank genome assembly.
AUGCCGCCGAAGCGAGAAGCGUCUGAGGCUGUGAAUCAGACCAUGAGCAAGCAAAAAGCAUUCAAGAGGCUCAAAAAGGAAAGGCCCAAGUCGGUGCCGUACAAUGACGGUGAAGAAGGGUAUCCACCUCUACCGGUCUACCAUCCGAGCUUUAAGAAAACAGAGAACAUGGUAAUUGAAACUUGCGACGUAAUGCUGGAAACCAUCAGGGAUCUCAAGGAGCGGGGAUUUCAAGACGACAAGAUCGACAAAUUUGCAGACAGUCUCAAUGAAUGCCGCUUCCUCGAAAAGAAAUAUCCGCCACCGAAGCGAAUAGGAUUUCUCGGUGACAUGGGAGCGGGCAAGUCGUCACUCAUCAAUUCACUGCUUGGUGUCAAUGUGACCAAGGAGAGCGACGGCACAAAGACGGGAACUCUUGUCAUCCAAGAAUUUGUCAAGGCACGCACGAAUCAGCCCAAGGCAUAUGAAGCAACCAUUUAUUUCCACAAUGCGGAGCAGAUCGAGAAAUUCGUCCAAGAAUACUUUCAGGAUAUCUAUGAAGAGCUGGUGGCAUCAAGAGACGAGCACACAAUCGAGGACAUGGACGAGUACGAGUCAAGGCGCGAUACUGCCUUGGAAUUCUUCAUGUCACUCCUCGGUGAUCAAUCAGACUUCCGCUCGAAGGAAGCCGCUAGGACUUACUUCCAGUCGGCGAUCGCAGAGGACCAACAUGCGGCCGUGAAAGCAGAGCUGUUAAGAAUGGUCAUUGCAUACCUGGACACACUGGGCUGUGAAGAAGGACGCGGCAUCAAGACCUUCUCUUCCAACAGGCUUCCCGAAAUUCAUGGAGAAAUCCUCAAGCUUUGUCGUCCAAAGGGGCGCGAAUUGACGUCUUGGCCUUUGAUCAGUCGAAUCCAGAUUCGACUGCGAAGCCGCUUGCUUGAUGAAGGCACCAUGUUGGUUGAUCUUCCCGGCAUAGCCGACACCAACCGCGCAAGAGUCGACGCCACGAUGGACUACCUCAAACGUUGCAGUGCGAUAGUCAUCACAACAAGUGUCAAGCGAAUCGCAGAUCAAUUACAGGUAGAAGAAUGCAUCAAGGAGUGCAAACGGUUGGGAAAGAUCGAAGACACAAUUGUGGUUGCAACAAUGACAGACAUCAUUACGACCAAGGAGUUUGAGGACGAAGAUGAGGCCGCCGAGGAAGACGAACAGCGUGGCUGGCCAACACAAGAUCUGAAAGAGCUCAAGGAGCUACGAGAAAAAGUCAAAGACUUGGAGGCUGGUGACGAUGAGCUUGAGGAGGAACUUGACGACGGACGCAAGAAACCCACUACUGCUUUUGAAGACCGUCAGCAAGAAAUUGCUCAAGAGAUCGAGAACGCUAAGGCUCGAGUUGAACAAAAGCACAUCGAAAUGCGAAACCGGGAGGCUAUAAGGGAGCUUCAGAGCAGAUAUGAGUUCGACCCUCCAAUCCCGGUCUUUUGUGUGUCGAACAAGAACUACCAGGCGCAUUUGAGAGGAUACGACUUAAUGGAACCUCCUACCUUGGACGUGAAAGCUUGUGGUAUCCCAUCACUUCGCCGAAUGCUCUAUCGCUUUCCUGCCGAGCCGAAGAUGGAGGUCUUGAGUAACAUCUGCCGAGCAGACCUUCCACUGACUCUGAAUUCGCUUGAAUUAUGUUGCGGAAAGCCUCUCUCAUACCAGAUAGCCAUUGUCGAGAAAGCUAUCGCACAGCCAAAGCAAGACUGUGUCACUAGCAUAUCAGAGGCCCGCCAACAGCUUGCGGCAGAAUUCCACAAACUCGUCCAUGGUUUCAUCUUAUCCCAUGGACCAAAUUGGCAGCUCCAGGCUCAAAAGCUUUGCAAUGAAUGGACCAGGCACAAUCAAGCGACUUUCCGGGCAAUCUGCAAGCACAACGGGCAGUGGGUGAGGAAGAAGAACCGCGUCUACGGAAGAGAGCAUUUCAACUGGAAUGCAGAGCUCGUACAGGUCAUGCAAGAGGAGCUGCAGACCCGCUUCGAUCCUCUCGAGCUUACUCUAGGGAAGCAUGAAAAGCUCUUCGUCGAACGGAUCGAUGGUAUCAUGGUCAAUCUGACACGGAAGCUGCAGACUGGUGCGUUUGUCAGUCUCGACCUCCAACCCCUCUUCGAGUCGUUCGACAUUCGCCGCAGGAAUAUCGCGAGCGAGGUCAAGGGAACGUUCCAAAAGCUACGCCAGAGCCUGAUUGACAUCCGAAGCGACGUGACCGCUUCUUCCGGCUCAGGCUACGUCCGAAAAUGCCUCAACGGCGUCUACGAAAGGUGUGCUCAAAUCGUAGGUACUGGAGCCCACAAGGAGCGCAGCAGAAUCUUCCACGAGAAAGUCGACGAGAACAUCUAUCUGGCAUGCGGCGACAGAGCGAAGGAAGCGUUUGCAAAAGCGCUCGCCCAAUGGGAGUCCAACACCACGCGUGAGGUUCUUGACGGAACUUUGACGCGGAUCGUGAAAGAUAUUGAGAAUUGCCUGCAGGACGCCAGAUGCAGCGAUCCCAGGGACCAGUGCUUUCGGGACCAGUUGUAUCAUGCUGUCCGUGGGACCAAAGCGAGACUGAACGGCCCGCUCACGGCGCUCCUCGAUGAAUGUGCAGCGUGCUUCGCCGAUGAGGCAAGUGUAGGAGCUGCCAUCAUAACAAAGGUAGAGGAGACCGAGAGUAGAGAGAUGGCGAAUGAGAGCGUUUAA